UAACCCUCUUUCUGUUCUGGGAGGACACUUACUGAGAACUUGGCACUGGGAGACUACUCCCCUGCUUGAGAGAGAGGUUCUAUAAAAAAUAAACUCUCACCUCCUAAAGUUCACACUGCAGCUGAAGAGACACCUUGUUGGCCAGAGUUUUGACGUUAAGAAGAUGGCGAGUGCAGAUGAAUUUGCGGCCAUGUUCUAUGGAGAGCCGGGGGUCCUGGGCCUCCUGGCCAAUGGAAUCAGUGCUUUCCUCGUUCUUCUGCAGAACUUCAACGGAGCACAGACUGGUGUACCAUCCCAGGGAGUGGAGCACAUUCUGGCUGGUGUUCAACUGAUUCUGAUUGGGGGGGUAACUCAGCUGUUGGCUGGGCUCCUAUCCUUCCGGAAGUAUGAUCACUUAAGUGGGACAUCCUUCAUCGCAUUUGCUGCUCUCUGGGGCAGUUAUGGGUCUACCCGUAUAGUCCUGGGUGCCUUUCCACCCUCUAUUAACAGCACCAACACCACUGACCAGCUAUAUCCAGCCAACAGCACUUUUCGAAAUACAGAAUUGGCUACUCCACCAAUCGGUCAGUCUGCUAUAGCAGGGCUAAUCGCUUACAUUUCCAUCUCAUUUAUCCUGUCCUUCUGCUCUGCCACUGUAAACUACAUCAUGCCUUUUGUCUUUGGGGCCAUCACCUUGACGCUGAUCUUUGAGGCAGUGGGGCUUGUCGGGGGGUGGUCUCUAGUGGUCUCCGGGGUCCUGGAGCUGGUGAUCCUCAUGUGUGGGCUUUAUGGAGCGGCAGCCUUGCUCCUGAAAGGUGUCACGCAACGUUACAUCCUCAAGGGCUUUGGGACCCCCCUUUUUGACGUGCUGCUCCUGGGGACGGCCAAUAACAGCAACUCCCAAAAAAUAGGGGAAGAAAAGAAGAAGAACACCCAAUAUGCUGAACCCAUGGCACUGGGCUACCUGUGCGACACAAUCUCUCCUUUCAUCUUUGCCUUCUUCUGCUUUGGCUACCUACCUUCCUUCUUUGUGGGCACUAUUUGGGUCACUAUCAACGCUUUCUCCCAGCUUUUCUCCAGUUACUAUGCCUACCUCCGAAAAGACGUCUACCACACAACCAAGUUUUGUCUGCACAGCACCUACUGGCUGGUGAAAUCAUGGGAGGAGUUUGUGCUGUCAGUUCUCAUCGACAGAGAGGGAGCGGUCAGCGGGCGAGAAAGGAUGGUUGGUGACUGGUUCUUCCUAGCGACCGCCAUUGUUCUCUGCUUGAUGUCACUCAACAUGGAUGUGCUAGAGGUGGCCCAUAACUUGCUAUUCCUCCUGCUCACGGUAUCCACAAUCUCCCAGAUCCCACUGGGGGGCUACUACAUCUUCUUUGGGGUGAUCUGCAGCUUGUUCACAGCCCUGUCUCUCUACGGUACCUUUGCCCGACUCAUCAAUUCCAUAGGGGAGAAGACCUUGAUCCCUGUUGGGGUGCAGCCACUAUCCACAGAGAAGCUCCAGGAUGUCCUGGGACUCAUCAAACGGUGCUGGGUGAAACCCCAAGACCUCCCUCGCAGCACCGUUACACAGCUACCUGAUGCCCUUUUCUACGUGACCAAUGGCAUAGCUGCCCUCUCUGCCAUCCACAGCCAGGACGUGCACCCCACCUUCCUCCAUCUCACCAUGCCCUGGGUACUGAUCCCUGGAGCAAUCAUCCAGGUUUACGUGAGCCGACUGGGCAUCCAGAAGGGAAGGCGCUUUGGGCCCAUUAUCCCAUCCUGCUAUGCUGCCAUCUGGGCUACCUGGACCUGGUAUCGGUUUGCAGGUGUGUUACUUGGCAUUUCUACUGAUUUUGCUGGUGGAUUCACAGCUGGGGCUGUAGCAUUCUUGGUACUUAAUGGCUUCCUAAUGCUUAUAGGUGCCUAUGUAAAUGUUGUGCUGCUGUUGCUGACUCUUGUCAUGGAGGUGAUUGUGGUGUGUUUCCUGCUCUCCACACUGGGCAGACUGCCUUACCAACUGGAAAUUGCGAUGCUGGCCAUCUUCUCUUUGAUCUGUUUGUAUGGUACUCUGGCCUCCCUUGCAAAUUCCAUCUUCACAAAGGAGCUGCUGCCUCUCGGGCCCCCAUUGCUGAAGGCUACACAGGAAAAAGCUGACAAAACUCCCCCUCCUCCUCCUUGUUCCAUCGCCACCUCAAGAAAGACCAGUGGGCUGCUGAGCAUCUCAAAACUCCUGGAUGCUGGUGGGGUCUGUGGUAUUCCCACUGAUACUGUGUACGCAUUGGCAGCAUCCUGCAAACACCCACAGGCUAUAGAGAAGAUCUACAAUAUCAAGGAUCGCCCACAGGAGAAGCCCAUCUGUAUCUGCAUCUCCAACUUGGAGCAGCUGUCAACUGCCAAGCCCCCCUUCAGCCCCCUGCUCUGGGAGUUCAUGAGGAACGUCUACCCAGGAGGCAUCAGCUGCAUUGUCAAGAAGGGCGAGUGGCUCAGUAGGCUAGGUGAGUUCAGACAGGCUCUUCCAUCUAAAGGAAAUGAUCCCUGCCACCGUACAGGCAGUUAG
Messenger RNA from Acipenser ruthenus (sterlet), 2518 nucleotides. RefSeq lists its product as uncharacterized. Gene Ontology annotation, biological process: regulation of translational fidelity. The transcript has 8 exons. Bases 164 to 2518 code for a protein of 784 amino acids. The record is from RefSeq and is a predicted model, not a curated record. Lineage: Eukaryota; Metazoa; Chordata; Actinopteri; Acipenseriformes; Acipenseridae. Gene Ontology annotation, cellular component: cytoplasm. Gene Ontology annotation, molecular function: tRNA binding; nucleotidyltransferase activity; double-stranded RNA binding.